CUCCAAACUCCACACCCUGAACCAAAAUUACCAAAACAUGCACCUAGUACGAACCCUCACCCUCCUAGCAACCCUAGGAACCCUAGGAACAGCAACAACAGCCGACACCCUGAGACCCCGAAACUGGGACCUCCGUCUCCUCAAACCAGGCUGCCAACCCAGCGGCUCCAACUUCGACGUCAGCGUCUACCAUGCGCAGGGCGUAUCGGAGCGAUCAUGUGUGGAUUUGACGACCGUUCGGGGUCUGAAUCUGAGUAUUGUGGAUACGGUCUCGUGGAAGAGUCCGUCUGAGCCACAGUUUGAUCUCUGUAUGUAUGCAGAUGGGGAUUGUGAUUCUGAGGAGCUGAUUGGGGAGAUUCGGGAUGGGUGGGGGGUUUGUGUUAAGUAUGAGCGGUGGAGGGGGUGGAGAGCUGUUGCUAAGGGGGAGGAGUGUGAUUGAUUUGUUUUCUUGCUUUUAUAUCCUCUUGUUUUUUGAUCUUGAGGGGGGUCUGAAGGGGGUAGGUAAUGUAUGGAUGAGUGGGUUGAGGCUGAUAGGUUUGAGGUGGGUUGCUAUGUGCUAUGUGUUAUAAAACUGAAUACGUCUAGAGAUGGGGAUGUUGCCUGUAACUGAUAAUGAAUGGGGCAUGGAUAUUAGAUACUAGCCUUUUCAAGUUACUAUGUCGCUCUGUUGAGGUAUGUAGAUGUAAUCUCCCUCUCGCUCAUGCUUAGAGAGUCAUAGCCAGGAAACUGCAACAAUGCAGAAUGUAAC
Aspergillus pseudotamarii is the source of this 748-nucleotide messenger RNA. RefSeq lists its product as uncharacterized. Bases 38 to 439 code for a protein of 133 amino acids. The record is from RefSeq and is a predicted model, not a curated record. NCBI's taxonomy places the organism in Eukaryota, Fungi, Ascomycota, Eurotiomycetes, Eurotiales, Aspergillaceae. The transcript has 2 exons.